CCUCCAUGAAAACGCUUCCUUAGAGUGUUAUUAAUAUUCAGGUUAUGUUUUGGAUUGAGUUACAUUGAAAAAAAAUUGCAAGUUGGUCAAAACGCAACCUUACAAAAAAUAAUUAUUAAUAAUAUAAAAUUAAUGGGGUUGUCGUUUACAUUCCGUAGUAUCUUAUUAGGCGUGCCAGUCGGUUACAUUUUUUUCAAUCAAGUCGGUUGUAUCGUUCGAGUGGAAGGUUCUUCAAUGCAACCAACAUUGAAUCCUGAUUUAGAAAAAAUUGAUUGGGUAUUUCUAAAUCGCUGGGCUGUGAGAGAUAGAAGUAUCAGUAGAGGAGACAUAGUAGCUUUUAAAUCGCCGAAAUAUCCGUACCAGAAACUCAUUAAACGCGUUAUUGGGCUGUCUGGUGACGUGAUUUACACUCUUGGCUAUAGGAAAGAAAUUCUUGAAGUACCUGAGAAGCAAUGCUGGGUGGAAGGUGAUCACACUGGAAAAUCAUUGGACUCAAAUACAUUUGGCCCUAUACCCCUUGAAAUAAUAACGGAAAAGGCUACACACAUUGUUUGGCCUCCUAGUCGAUGGCAGAGUCUGGAAAAUAACAUACCGGAUAACAGGAUACCUAUAAAUUAUUCACAUGCAAUUGCAGCUUAA
This is a messenger RNA of Phymastichus coffea, 639 nucleotides long. RefSeq names its product mitochondrial inner membrane protease subunit 2-like. The transcript has 2 exons. NCBI's taxonomy places the organism in Eukaryota, Metazoa, Arthropoda, Insecta, Hymenoptera, Eulophidae. The record is from RefSeq and is a predicted model, not a curated record. Gene Ontology annotation, cellular component: membrane; mitochondrial inner membrane peptidase complex. Gene Ontology annotation, biological process: mitochondrial respiratory chain complex assembly. Gene Ontology annotation, molecular function: serine-type endopeptidase activity. Bases 133 to 639 code for a protein of 168 amino acids.